CACCAUUCGAUCUGUCAAGUGCAUAUUUGAAUAAAGUCAUUAUUCUUUUUCCUAUUUCGGCAAUUGUAGCAGUCGCUUUAAUUGACAUGACGCUCACUAUAAAAAAAGGUUUUAAAUAAUAUGAUCAAUUCUGCUGCAGUAAUGAUUCAUCAUAAUGAAAGUAACAAAGUUUUAGAUGAAACAGGAAUAGACGAAUCACAAAAUUUAACUUGUUACAAAAGAAAUUUACCUAAUGCACCUGUGUCGGAGUCUCUAGAUAAAAGAAUGUCUCUUGAUAAUGCACAAGCAAAAAAUGAUAGUGGAAAUGGAAUAAACAAAAUUAAAUAUUACACCUCAAAAAAGAAAAAAGAAAAACGAUUACAAACUGGUGUCUCAUCUUCUAAAUUUUAUGUGUCUCAUGACUUAAAUAUUCAGAAUGAAGUUGAUAAAAAUUUUACUAAUAAAACAAUGUUAAAAAAAGAUUUUAAGAUUUCAGAUAAAAGUAAUACUGUUUCUGAAAGUCAGACCCAUGUUGCUUUAUAUAAAUUUUUUCCUAGGCACAAAGAUGAACUUUUGUUUAAGGAUGGAGAUCCUAUACAAGUUUUGAAAAUGAAUGAUGACUUAUGGUAUGAAGGUGUUAAUUUAUUGACUAAUAAACAAGGCAUAUUCCCAUGUCGAUACGUUGCUGACAUUCUGCAAAAAGAAAUUAUUUCAGCUGACGUUAAAGAUGCUGAUCAUAUGCAAUUCCUCAUGAGGUUCCUUGGAUCAGUUGAAGUUGCAGAUUUUAAAGGAGAAGAUGUUCUUGCAUUUGCAAUUGCUAAGAUUGUCAAUCAACGUAGUAUGCUUACUGCAGCUGAUCCUCCUUCAUGUGUUUUACAAUUGAGUAAUAAAGGAAUUCGAAUUUCAGAUAUUAAGUAUUCUGAAAAAGAUAAUGAAAAAUUAAAUAAAAAAGUUAAAAAAGGAAAAGAUAAAGAAGAAAAGAAGAAUGAAGUUAAUGAUGCCGAUGAUAAUUCAGCACAUUUUUUUUCACUAAAGAAUGUGACUUUCUGUGGAAACCAUCCUAAAGACCAUAGAUAUUUUGGUUUUAUAACUAAACAUCCUGAUGAACAUAGAUUUGCUUGCCAUGUAUUUAUGUCUAAGUUUUCUACUGAUUCUAUAUGUCAUAUCUUAGGAGAAUGCUUUAAAUCGUUUUACGAAUCGUAUAUGGAAUAUAGAGCUCCUACAGAAGACAUUUAUUUAGAAUAAAUUUAAUAAGUUACAAAGUUUGGUAUAAAAUUUUUUUAUUUAUUGAAGAAAUUCACUUAAGUAAUUUCAUAUUAGUUUAUUUUUAAUUAAUAAUAAUAAAAAAAAAUACCAGAAAUCUUAAUCUAAAUUUUGUUGAGUUUACUCAGAUAGGAUCAGGAGUAUGCAUAAACUAACGGAAUGAUUUCAGUUCUUCCGUAUAUAAAAAUUACUUUUUUACACUAUAUUUUUAAUUUUGACAAACCUCUUAGACGAAAUAAAUUUUUAUAACCUCAGCGGUGCCAUUUCUU
Molecule: messenger RNA, 1511 nt
Organism: Hydra vulgaris (swiftwater hydra)
Lineage: Eukaryota; Metazoa; Cnidaria; Hydrozoa; Anthoathecata; Hydridae
Product: C-Jun-amino-terminal kinase-interacting protein 1
Biological process (GO): JNK cascade; regulation of JNK cascade
Cellular component (GO): cytoplasm
Molecular function (GO): MAP kinase scaffold activity; JUN kinase binding
Source: RefSeq, a predicted model, not a curated record